CAAAAACCACCAGCUACGAAACCACCUACAACUCACUCAAUUCGCACUCCGCAAUGCCAAUGUCCACAUAAAAAUAUCCCCUCGACAUAAAUUUCCCUCUCACCACAAAACUUUAACGAAAAAAAUACUAUAUAGUAAGAAAAGGGAACAACAAACAAUGCCCCCCGCCAAAAUCACCAUCAUCCACCCCGACCUCGGCAUCGGCGGCGCAGAACGUCUGAUCAUUGACGUGGCUCUAGCAUUACAAUCGCGCGGCCACCCUGUUACAAUUUACACCUCGCACCGGGAUAAAUCGCAUUGUUUUGAGGAGGCGCGCGAUGGGACGCUUGAUGUGCAGGUGCGCGGGAAUACGAUCUUCCCGGCGCAUGUGGGCGGACGGUUGUUUGUGCUUAUGGCUAUAUUGAGACAGUUGCAUUUGACGUGGGAGUUGUUGGUCGGGGAGGGCGCUACAAGUGGAGGAACUGAGGAUGGUGAGGACGAGGUGUUUAUUGUGGAUCAGAUGCCGGCCUGUGUGCCGUUUUUGAAGGUGUUUGGGGGGAAGAAGAAUAGCAGGACGAAGCAGAGGAUUUUGUUCUAUUGUCAUUUUCCGGAUCAGUUGCUUGCGAGGAGGGAUGAGGGGGGUUCUGUGUUGCAGGUGCUUAAGGGGUUGUAUCGCGUGCCGUUUGAUUGGUUUGAGGGAUGGGCUGUGAGUGCGUCGGAUAAGGUGGUUGCGAAUUCGAGGUUUACGAGGGGGGUGGUUAGUGGGGUGUUUGGGAGGGAGAAGGUUGGGGAGUUGAGUGUUGUUUAUCCUGUUAAUCGGUUUGAGAGGAAGAAGGACCUGGCGCUGGCGAUUCGGGCCUAUCAUGGCCUUGGGGCGGAGAAGAGGAAGGGGACGAGGUUGGUUGUUGCUGGUGGUUACGACAAUCGCGUCCAGGAGAACGUGCAGUAUCAUCGAGAGCUGGAUGAGUUGGCGACUGGGUUGGGCUUGCAGACGGCGACAUCUAAGACGGUUAUUUCGGCGCUUUCGAUCCCCGAUUCUAUCGAUGUCCUGUUCCUGUUGUCCGUGCCGACGGCGUUCCGUGAUACCCUUUUGCUGCAGGCGAAGUUGCUCCUGUAUACGCCAAUCAACGAACACUUCGGGAUUGUGCCGGUCGAGGCGAUGCGGGCUGGCGUGCCGGUGCUUGCCUCGAAUACUGGAGGGCCGUUGGAGACCAUUGUGGAGGGCGAAACGGGCUGGCUCCGUGACGCCAAGGUGGAUGCCGAUUGGACUGCGGUGAUGGACAAGGUGCUCUAUGGCAUGAAGCAGGAGGAGCUGGACAGGAUGUCUGUGGCUGCGAAGGAGCGUGUCGAGAAGGAGUUCUCACUGACGGCUAUGGGCGAGAAACUCGAGCAGGAAAUCGAGGAGAUGCUCGGCCAGGAGCAGCGGCCGUUCCAUGGCUUCCAACAGGUUCUUGCCCUGCUUGCAUUGGUGGGAGUGGUGCUUGCCCUCGUUGCUGCAUUUCUGGUGAAGCUGCUUUGAUUGCUUGUCAAAAUAAUACCCUUAACUUGCGUGUACAAUAUUCAAUUCGAU
Aspergillus eucalypticola CBS 122712 is the source of this 1549-nucleotide messenger RNA. Its product is annotated as GDP-Man:Man(1)GlcNAc(2)-PP-dolichol alpha-1,3-mannosyltransferase. Bases 158 to 1498 code for a protein of 446 amino acids. The transcript has 3 exons. The record is from RefSeq and is a predicted model, not a curated record. Lineage: Eukaryota; Fungi; Ascomycota; Eurotiomycetes; Eurotiales; Aspergillaceae. Gene Ontology annotation, molecular function: alpha-1,3-mannosyltransferase activity; GDP-Man:Man(1)GlcNAc(2)-PP-Dol alpha-1,3-mannosyltransferase activity.